CCUCCGCCCGCGGACGCCGCACCCGAGCCGCGGAGCCGGGCGAGCCAGAGCGCUGCGGGCUCACAAAGCGGCCGGACGCGGCGGCGGCGGGCGGAGGAGCGUGGGGCAGCCAGCCGCGAUCAGCUUUCUCGGCGGCUGCGCCACAGGAGCUCAAGCAACUCGGACGCGGGGACCCGCGCCGGCCCCCAAGAUGCCCGCGAUCGCCGUGCUGGCCGCGGCCGCCGCCGCGUGCUGCUUCCUGCAAGUGGAGAGCCGGCACCUGGACGCGUUCACCCGAGGCGCGGGCCUCAACAACGGCAAUUUCCUGGACAAUGACCAGUGGCUGAGCACCGUCUCCCAGUACGACAGGGACAAGUACUGGAACCGCUUCAGAGACGAUGAUUAUUUCAGAAACUGGAAUCCCAAAAAGCCCUUUGACCAAGCCCUGGACCCAUCCAAGGACCCCUGCCUGAAGGUGAAGUGCAGCCCUCACAAAGUGUGUGUGACCCAAGACUACCAGACAGCUCUCUGUGUCAGCCGCAAGCACCUGCUGCCCAGGCAAAAGAAGGGGAAUGUAGCCCACAAGCUUUGGGUUGGACCUUCAAAUCUGGUCAAGUGCAAGCCAUGUCCUGUGGCACAGUCGCCCAUGGUCUGCGGCUCUGAUGGUCACACCUACACAUCCAAGUGCAAGUUGGAGUUCCAUGCUUGCUCUACUGGCAAAAGCCUCACCACUCUCUGUGAUGGGCCAUGUCCUUGCAUUCCGGAACCUGAGCCGCCAAAACACAAGACAGAAAAGAAUGCCUGCACAGACAAGGAGCUGAGGAAUCUCGCUUCCCGGCUGAAAGACUGGUUUGGAGCUCUUCAUGAGGAUGCAAACAGGGUUAUCAAACCCACCAGCUCUGACACAGCACAAGGCAGGUUUGACACCAGCAUCCUGCCCAUCUGCAAGGACUCCCUGGGCUGGAUGUUCAACAAGUUGGAUAUGAACUAUGACCUUCUGCUGGACCACUCAGAGAUCAAUGCCAUUUACCUGGAUAAGUAUGAGCCGUGCAUCAAGCCACUCUUCAACUCUUGUGACUCCUUCAAGGAUGGCAAACUCUCCAACAACGAGUGGUGCUAUUGCUUCCAGAAGCCUGGAGGUCUCCCUUGCCAGAAUGAAAUGAACAGAAUUCAAAAGCUGAGCAAGGGGAAAAGCCUGUUGGGGGCAUUCAUACCGCGGUGUAAUGAAGAGGGCUAUUACAAAGCCACACAAUGCCAUGGCAGCACAGGGCAGUGCUGGUGUGUGGAUAAAUACGGGAAUGAGCUGGCUGGCUCCAGGAAACAGGGCGCUGUGAGCUGUGAAGAGGAGCAGGAAACCUCAGGGGAUUUUGGCAGUGGUGGCUCCGUGGUCCUGCUGGAUGACCUGGAGGAUGAACAGGAGCUGGGACCAAAGGACAAAGAGGGGAAGCUGAGGGUGCAUACUCGGUCUGUGACAGAGGAUGAUGAGGAUGAAGAUGAUGACAAAGAAGAUGAGGUUGGGUACAUAUGGUAGUGCCCGCAGGGAAGAGGACAUAUGUUUUGCACACAAUUGCAAGUCACUUCCUAUUCCUGCAUUUGUAUCUAAGACUCCAAGGUACCAACGUCUCUGCUCCACUGUUGCUCUCUGUACCCCACUGAAGGUUUGGAAGACAACUUCUUGUCCCAGAGUAUUCUGAUUUUGCAUAUUGUGUGGGAGAAAGGGUAUUGUUUGGGGUUAUUUUUCAUUUUUUAAUUUUUUUUGGACAAGAGAAUGGCUGGUUUAAAUAGUCUCCUUCCUGUGAGAUUUUUGCAAUGAGCAUGUGAUUUUUGUGGAAUCGGAUAGUGCAGGGAGCCCCCACCCUUGUAAACAUCAAAGACCCUUUUUGAUUCCCCACAUUGGUGGUUAUUACAGCAUGGUUCCCAGCCUUACAGUGUCUCAGUGCUUUUCUUGUGUCCUGUAGAUGUUGUGGAAAACACACCACACUGUACCUUUUCCUCCCACCCCAACCACCCCUGCUGUUUAUUAUUAAAAUUUAAUUUUCGUAGUACUAUAUCUGGCUUCCUACAAAUAACAGCCUUAAUUCAACCCCUUUGGGGAAUUCGUUUAUUAAAAAAUCAGCAUCUGGAUACUUCUCUCUGCACAUACAUAAGUCUGUACAUAUGUACAAAAGAGACUGUGUACAGGCCUUGCACAUACAUUUUUCAAAAAAGGCUAUUAAAAUUGAUUUGAAAAAUGUUUUUGAAUUUGUAAGCUUGUCUAGACCUGGAACACAAUUUCUGGAAAUAAGAAAUUGGUAUGAAAGUCCCACUUUGCACUAACAGUCAGCACUUGUAGCCUGCAGGCUGAGGAGGUUUCUUCUCUAUGCAUUAGCAGAGUUAUUAGAAGGUUCUUUGAUUUGGAUAAGCCUCCGUUUGCCUAAGUCGCUUUUUCCUGCAGAAGCCAUGUGACUCUCACUUGGGCAGCUUCACAAGCCAUUGCUCUCAUUUCAGAUCAGAGCCCCAAGGCUGCAGCAGCCGCAUCUUUGUAGGGUCCUCCCUUCCCUACCUCUGCAAGGGCUUUUUGGAAGGCGUGCGUGUGCUCACCCAGUUUUCUGAGAAGACAGUACCACAGUAUUCCAUAGAAUACAACUUAGGGUUCUUAACUCAAUGUUUUGCUUUUGGCUCCUUUUUACCCACAAAUCAUGAUAUUCAAAAAAAUAUUUUGCAAAAAGUCAUACACGGAGGCCUAGAAAGAACUUCAGAGUAGCAUAUGGAAGCUAGGUUUGAGUUGUCAAGAGCUAGCCCCCAGCCCCCCAGCCCCCCUACAUACACAAAAGUCUUGAGAUAUUACUGCAAAAAAAAAAAAAGCACCGCUACAUUUAUUUUCCCAGAACUCAUUAUUGAAGUCUAGUUCCAAAUCUAGUAAAGUCAUUCUUUAGAAUUGUCUCAUAGAGUACCAAAGAGUAGUCUUCACAGAGGCCCCAUUCAGUUCAGUACCAGUCUGUAAACUCCUACCCUGUUUGUUUACUGCCCCACAGUUGCCCCAAUCAGCCCCAAAUCCCGGCUCUCUAGGCCACAUAUCUCUCAUAUCUCUCUCUUGCUUCCCCCAUGAGCUUUACCCAGUCCACAAGACAACCAUCAACUCAGGUCAAACAAACAAAAAUUAUUUAUUUACAUAUAUAUAUAUUUUUCUUCCAAACCAUGAUGCUUGUGGCAGCUGACUAACUCCGACACCAAAUUGACCAUUUAAAUGCAGUAACCCACCUUAAAUUAGCAUCCUCUAAUCCUUGCAUAGGCUGGAUAAAGUGGUAUUAUCCCAGGGCUGGUCUCAGAUGAGAAAUGAAUAGACUUGGUGUUGCUAUAUAGACAAUGUAUGUACCAUCCCUGUAUGGAGACCACAGGUAAGCUCCGUAUUGGGAUCUCAACCCUAUCACCUCAGUUUCCAUAUUUUUCCCCCACUCAAGUACAACACUGCAAUGAUUUAGAAAACAGGUGCUUAAUUGCUGCUAAAUUACAAUAGAGAACAUAAAAAUCAAGACGUAUUAAAAAAUCUCAGUUUACAGCAUCAAAGAAAAACACUGUUACUGUGUCCUCCAAGUUUGGAAAAAUGCACAAGAGAACAAAUUAAAAUCGACAAAUUGAUUUCACUUAGAGGAGCUUCUAGGAACGAAGUGAACCAUUGAUUUUAAUUUGCCUAAUUAUCUUAUGACAAGUAUCAAAUUAAGAUGACACUUAAAGAUCCUUAGCAUUAACUUAAUGAUGGAGAAGAGUGCUCAAUAGGCAAUUCCCAAGAAGAUAAUGAGAUGCCAUGUUCAGAGAUUUUUUUUCUAAGAAGAUAUUUUGAUUCAUUAAAAUAUUAAACAGAAAGCCCUCGUAAGCCUGGAACCCAAAAUCAACAGAGCAACAUUAACAUCGCUUUUCAUGCCUCACCUUGGCACAGCAGCGUUAAGCCUUUAAAGAUGUUUAGUAGUUUCCACUCGUACUUAGCUUUAGGUUUUGAGUCACCUUAUCCUUUGAUGUAGAAUUUUUGUUUUCUUGUUUUUGGAAGGGGCCCUUUAAUUACAGUAACCAACUAUACAUAAGAUAUUGACUUUUUUAAGGAAAGAAAAUAGUCUUAUAAGAAUCCUAUCCUUUGUUUGAGACAGGUAUUGAGUUCAGUCCUAACUUAAUUUUAGAAAUUCUUUAGUGAAUAGUUUCACAUCCUCUGACUGGUUCUUUAACACCAUUACAGUGGCAUCCAAGUUAAAUCCAAGGAUUUUCUUUCGCCAUGGUUAUUUGUCUGCCAUAUUGAUUUCUUUUUGUCUCUACAAAUGCUCUUGGCAUGGGAAUACCUUACUACUGAACUUGAGGUUUUGUACCAGUUUCUCCUUGUUUAUGCCCAUUGCUCUACCCAUAGAAGCAAAUGAUGUAUCUGACCAGGUCUGCCUCUCUGCUCUUCCCCAGAUAGCAUCCCCAUUUGGUUUUGGUUUACCUUGACCACGCUGUAAAUUAAUAUCCAAGCACUCUUUCUACAGUGGGUGGUUUUGGUCUUUUUAUACCUUUUUCUCAAAGUCACUGAUGUCUGUCCCUGUUCAGUGUGUAGCCUUGUAAUGAGAGCCCAUCAAAUCCAGAGUGUCCGUUUGUUGUCCCUAUUGUAGAUGAAAUAGUGAUGUAGAAAAACUAGUAUUCUGAAUGCUUUUCCAUGUAGACUUCCUGGAAUGUGAACACAACUCUUUGGUUAAUAGCAAAUGCUUAACUGUAGUCCUGAGUAGGUGCAUUUCUGUCUGUCUCAAUAAAUUUUACUUUGUCUGCAA
Molecule: messenger RNA, 4748 nt
Organism: Cavia porcellus (domestic guinea pig)
Lineage: Eukaryota; Metazoa; Chordata; Mammalia; Rodentia; Caviidae
Gene: Spock1
Product: SPARC (osteonectin), cwcv and kazal like domains proteoglycan 1
Exons: 11
Coding region: 191-1510 (439 amino acids)
Biological process (GO): anatomical structure development
Molecular function (GO): extracellular matrix binding; calcium ion binding; collagen binding
Source: RefSeq, a predicted model, not a curated record